CUCCGGCGGGGGCAGGGCCGAGUUCGUCUGGGACCUGGCUCACGCCUCGCAGCCUUUCAACCAGCUUCCUCCUGAUCCUUGCUGGGACAACAUAAUUGGGACGCGGUUCUCGAAACAUACUCUGAAGGCAUAGUUGCAUGUCUUUCAUACUCCAGUUUGGUUCCCCAACUCACAUUGAUGCCUAAGGCCCAGCUGAUUUCUCUUCAUUUCUGCAAACUUACUGUAUCAUGACAGGCCAGCGAAAGUGUCAAAAGAUCAGCAGAGCUGGCCCCAGGGAAAUGCAAGAACCUCCAAAGAGUAUUGAAGAAUUCUUAAAGUUUCAAAAUUGGGAUUAUUGGCCAAAGGAAAUCCAUUUUAGAGAUGAUGAUCAAUGGUCAUGCACUCUGAAAAAAAUAAAAGAAGAUAGUUCAUUUGUUUCCAUUUAUACACAUCUAUGGGAAAAUGUUCCUCGAAUAUUUGAAGCAGUUUUGAUCAUGGAAUCACGAUUAAAGGAUUAUUCACUUCUUUUGCAAAACCACACCUCUAAAAUAUUUAAGUGGAAAAGCAUGAUUUCUGAAACAAGUUCUUAUAGAAAAUUGGAAAGAUAUGGGGAGUUCUUAAAGAAGUACCAUAAGAAAAAAAAGAUAAUGCUUUCAGAUGACAUGGAGACAGAGAAGAAUAUAGAGGAUUGCAUCUUCACAGGAUUCAAAGCAAAUGAACUUACUCAGCUACCCAGACAUUUGGAUGCCAAACAAAUUUAUCUUUUUAUUUUAAAAGCCCAUAAUUUUGAUGAAAAAGUUUUUAACAUCUGGAAGAUUCACUUUCUCUCCGAAGCCUCCAUUGCUCUUUUGCAUGACUCCUUUUGGUGGUGGUUUCUCCAUAAAUUUAAGCCUGACAGAGAAAACCAAGAUUGCUUAUUUGACAGAAUUUCGGAAAGUUAUGUGACACUUUUCAUGAGCAUACCUCUAAGUCGAAAGGAUGCGUUCUUUCAGAUAUAUCCUGAUUGUUUGGCACAAGCCAUAUAUGCAACAUUCCAUGAAGCAUUUCCAGAAUCUGGUUACCGCUUUAAUGAUGAAUUUAAAGAAGAUCUAGGGAAUAACAUUUUUCUUUGGUGUUCAGGUUUAAAACCUCAAAAAGGCUUUUGGACCCACUGGAAACUGAAAGAACUCUCCACAACCACCAUUCAUGGUAGCAAAAAAGCACCUGCUAAAUCAGUAAAGGAGAGAAUUGCAGGCAGUCAAGAACGUAUAUCAAGCACUAUCGACUUCAAUAUUAUAAAGAUUUUAAACAACCCAAGAGCAUAUACAUUGCCUACAUCCAAAGAAGAAUCAGGAUUAUUGAGACUAGCAACAAAGUCCCACUAUAGUAGUACUGGUCCAGAGUUUAAUCGUGUUCUCUUCAAUUUUGGAGGUCAGAGUCCGUUGAUUUUAUAUUAUCUUAAGAUGCAUGAGCUGACUGGUGUUUCCAAAGCCCCUAAGCAAACCAAGAUUAAACUUACUGAGAUAUUCCAGGAACCAUAUCCUUUUUAAAGCUUUGCUUUAAUAUGAUUUGUUUCCAAAAUAAUAUUCAGAACUGAAUGUCUCAAUUGAGAAAAAAAUUGAAUGCAUGUUUUACCAAUGCUUCUAUUUAGUUUUAAUAUUUAGUUAUGCUUAAUAUUAUAUAUUUAGUAUGUAGUAUGUUUGGCUAAUCCAUUUUCUUUUGUAGUAUAUUUGGCUAAACUAUUUUAUUUUUUAGAUCUAAGGCUAUAAUUUUGUAAAAAAAAUAAAACAAACAUAAACCCAAAGAACUUUUAAAAGUGGUAUACUUGGUGCUGUGAUAAAAAGCUAUCUUUGCAACUUUACUGUUAAGUGAUUGGUUUCAAACAUACACAGUAAUGAGACAUGGGCUUCUAGCCUUCUCCAAAGAGAGCUUUAGGCAUGUUUUAGCUGUGGAAUUCCUUGUUCAAAUGAAAAUUUGUCUGAACAUGUUUUACACAUAAAAAAAUUAUUUUCAUGUGUAAACUAAAAAAUAAAUAAAGUCGGAACUCUGUGGUUGAAGCAGGGGUAUGGCCCAGAGUUCCGUUUUUUACAGUCUUGUCCAUCUUCAGUAUAACGUUUCUUGGCCCAGCCCUCAUUAAGGACUCAGAUGAACCCCAAAGGGAUUAGAACACUAACCACUGAAUUGGAGUACAAGCUGCCAAGGCGGCACCUGUCCGGUCUGGUCCACUACAGAGGCCGUGCAGCGUCAGGACCCAGAGCUUACCCCACCGAUAGAGCCGCGCCGUGCGCCCCACCCAGCACCCAUCAAUUCAAUGGUGUCGCAGUGGCGGCUACCCCAUGCCACGGCCACCCAGCUCUGGGGCUUCCUACUCCUGCUUACAGCAGCUCAGGGAGCAGUCUUAUGUGCAUCUAGAAAUGGCACAUCCAAGGGCUACUGCAUGCUUUAUAACCCUCAUUGGAUAACUUUUCUAAGUACCCUAGAAAAUGCAGCUUCCAUUAGUUUGAUGAGUCUGACUUCCACACCACUAUGCAGCCCUUCUGAUAUUCCUCCUGUUGGCAUAAAGAACAAAGUAGCUGUGGUGCAAUGGGGAAGCUGUCAUUUUCCCAAAAAAGCCAGAAUUGCUUAGAAAGGCGGUGCUGAAGCAGUGUUAGUUGUCAACAACAGUGUCCUAUUUCCUCCCUCGGUAACAGAUCUGAAUUUCCUCAUGUGAAAGUACUGAUUGCUUUUAUAAGCCAGAAAGUCUUUAAAGAUAUGAAGCAGACUCUAGGAAAUCACAUUAAUGUGAAAAUGUAUUCUCCAUUGUGGCCUUUGAUCAUACUAUGGUGGUCAUUUUUGUAAUUGCUGUGUUCACUGUGGCAUUAGUUAGAUACUGGAGUGGACUAGUUGAAUUGGAAAACUUGAAAGCAGUGACAAUUGAAGAUAGAGAAAUGAGGAAAAAGAAGGAAGAAUAUCUAACUUUUAGUCCUUUCUUACAGUUGUAAUCUUUGUGGUCACCUGCUGUGUUAUGAUGGUCUUUAAUUCUUCUGCAAAUGAUUGGUUUAUGUUAUGAUAGCAAUUUUCUGCAUAGCAUCAGCAAUGAGUCUGUGCAACUGUCUUGUCUGCACUAAUUCAUAAGAUACCAAUAGGCAAUGCACAAUUGUGUGUUGUGGCAAAAGCAUGGAAGUGAGACUUAUUUUUCUCUCUAGACUAUGCCUAAUGAUAGCUAUUGUUUGGGCUGUGUUUCGAAAUGAAGACAGGUGGACUUGGAUUUUACAGGAUAUCGAUAUCUUGGAGAUUGCUUUCUGUCUGAAUUUGAUUAAAACACUGAAAUUGCCCAACUUCAAGUCAUGCAUGAUACUUCUAGGCCUUCUCCUCUUCUAUAAUGUAUUUUUUGUGGUCGUAACACCAUUCGUCACAAAAAAUGGUGAGAGUAUCGUGGUUGAACUUGCAGCUGGACCUUUUGGAAAUAACGGAAAGUUGCCAGUAGUCAACAGAGUACCAAAGCUGAUCUAUUUCUCAGUAAUGAGUGUGUGCCUCAUGCCUUUUUCAAUGUUGGUUUUUAGAGACAUUACUGUACCAGGCCUGUUGAUUGGGUACUGUAGAAGAGUUGAUGUUCAGACUGGUUCUUCCUAUAUAUAGUAUGUUAUUAUGCUAGUUGCCUAUGCUAUUGGCAUGAUACUUACAUUUGUUGUUCCGGUGCUGAUGAAAAAGGGGCAACCUGCUCUCCUGUAUUGAGUACUUUACAAACUUAUUACUGCCUCAAUUGUUGCACGGAGAAUUUUAAUUAUUUAUGAUGUAACUGUAAGUAGCAGCCUGGGUGGCAUAGCAAGACCCCAUCUCAAAUAUAAAUAUAUAUGUAAUAUAAUAUAAAAUAAAUAACUUUAUACAUUUCCUGGAAGAAAGGUACUUUGUAAAUUCAAAAGAUCUGAAUCAAAUUAUUCAACC
This is a messenger RNA of Cebus imitator (Panamanian white-faced capuchin), 3882 nucleotides long. RefSeq names its product family with sequence similarity 227 member B (gene FAM227B). Lineage: Eukaryota; Metazoa; Chordata; Mammalia; Primates; Cebidae. The record is from RefSeq and is a predicted model, not a curated record. The coding region runs from base 228 to 1508 and encodes 426 amino acids. The transcript has 13 exons.